Messenger RNA from Oncorhynchus kisutch (coho salmon), 2442 nucleotides. RefSeq names its product NOP53 ribosome biogenesis factor (gene nop53). NCBI's taxonomy places the organism in Eukaryota, Metazoa, Chordata, Actinopteri, Salmoniformes, Salmonidae. Bases 276 to 1640 code for a protein of 454 amino acids. Gene Ontology annotation, molecular function: 5S rRNA binding. Gene Ontology annotation, cellular component: nucleolus. The record is from RefSeq and is a predicted model, not a curated record. Gene Ontology annotation, biological process: rRNA processing; ribosomal large subunit assembly. The transcript has 13 exons.
UACACGAUUAUGAAUUGACCAAUUCAAUCAAUUAUCAAUCAUCUUAAAAGCGUGAUAUACUCCAUAAUGAGAUAUGUUAGUGAAACGUCUGUUUACUGUAUUGGCAGAUAUUGACCAUUUAAAUGUAUGACAAAUGGAUGACAAUUAUUGAAAGUGUUUUAUGGACUCAGAUGAUUCCAUUCCUCCUCAAGGUGGACAUAGGGGCCCAUCAACUUGUGCUGAACCUCAACAGAGGAAGAACAGACGUCAUCGCAUAGUCUCCCAGAUGAUCCAGCAUGGCGGCGGUCAAGAGACUGAAACGCGUGGCAGCAGCGCAGCCAGGAUUCAUGUCUUUUAAAUCGUCGGCCGGUUCAGAUGACUUGAACAGUGGCCAGAGAAAGCGUGUGAAUAAGAAUAAGAAAAAGAAUUGGAACAAACACAGUGAUAUUCAAGAUGUUGAAGAGUUUUUGGAUGACGUGAGACUUCAGGAAAGGGCUACAGGAGGACUGAUAUCUGAGAAGCCAGAUGAUAGCCUGUUCUUUGUGGACAUUGGAGAGCAGAGAAAAUAUGUCCAGCCAGAAGUCCAAGAGGGAAAGAAGGGGAAAAAGUCAAAGUCGCGUCCCUUGAGGAUAGACCUAAUCCUGCAGCAUGACUCCCUCGUCCCUCCACCUAAAGAUAUUUUGGCCCAUCAGCAACCGAAUGCAAAGAAACUCCGCCGCAUUGCAGAGAAUGCAGAGAAAUUGGCGGCCAUGGGUGUGUUACCACGGAGACAGAAACGGCUCUUGAACCGCAGACCGGCAAUUACAGCGUCAAAAUCAAAAACGACGGCCAACAACUUCCCAGACAGACCCUAUUAUGAUCUGUGGGGAGGUGAUGCCAAAGAGACAGCUGAUCCUUACUACCUUGAGCAAACAGGGAAGAAGCGUGUGAAGCGACCAGAGAAGCUCAACUCAAAGCCCUCUGUUCUCCCGGCAGUGGAAGUCAUAGCCCCCGGAGGCUCCUACAACCCAGACUUCUUCUCCCAUCAGGCCUUGUUACUAGAGGCCCAUGAGGUGGAGGUGAAGCGGGAGAGAGCGGAGCUGAGAAUAGAGAGACAGCUGGCUGUCAACCGAGAGGAUACCGCCACUGAGGAGACAGUCUUCCAGGAGCUAGUGGAAGGGCUAGUGGAAGAGGAGGAAGAUGAAGAUGAGGAGGAAGAGGCUGUUUCUAUUCGUGGCGGCUUGCAGCAGGAGAAAAAGACAGAGAAAGAAAGGAGGCGAGAGAGAGCCGACAAGAUAAAGUCGCAACAGAAGCAGGCAGCAAGGGUGUUCACUGACAAGAAGCAGCAGCUCUUCCAGCUGCGCUCCAUCCAGGCGACCCUGAAGAGGGGGGAGCAGCAGACUAGAGAGAGGGUGGCCCAGCGCAAGGCCAACCAGGAGGCAGAGAAGUCCAUGCCUCGACGUCUCGGCAGACUCAGGUUCCAGGCUCAGGAUCUAGAGGUCCAGCUAAGUGAUGAGAUUCCUGGAUCCCUGCGGACACUCAAGCCAGAGGGCAGUGUCCUCAAGGACCGCUUCAAGAGUAUGCAGAAGAGGAACAUGAUUGAGCCCAGAGAACGAGCCAAGUUCAAGAGGAGACACAAGGUGAAGUAUGUUGAGAAGAGGGCCUUCAGGGAGAUCACCUAGAGACCAAACCAACCUAUGGAACUGUUCAAGACUGAACAACACAGCGGCACCCACCACUGAGUGACAGCCAGCCAGAGCUACUGUUUGCCCCAUCAAUUGUCAUCAAUCAACUCAGCCCAUUUUUUUUUUGUCAUUGAUGGAUUUGCCACCUUUUUAAAUCUGUUGGAAAAUGUUGAAUUCCCCACAACUUGUAACAUUUGCCAGGCCUUGAUAUUUUCACAUAUCUAUAUACAACAUAAACCAACCCAACCCAGGUAGUGUUAUACAGAUUCAGUCUAAUGCAUUUUGAGGUCAAAUGAGUUCAUUGGCAGGAUAUUUAAAUCAUCUGGAUCUGUCAACAUCAGUUGAGAACGUUAGACUUCAGAAGGGUGCUCUCCUGUCUCCCUCCCAGUUGGUAAUCUUGUCUUUCGCUCUCAUCAAACCAAGAUUAAUACCCUCGUUAGAAGGGGUGGAUGCCUGAGUGAAUACGCAAAGCGAUUAAUGACAUAGUAACGUUUAAAACCACGUGUCAAGAGUUGGACUUGUAUGCGUUCUGUCACUUACACCUGUUAUUGUGUACAAAAUCCCUUUAUUUGCCAUAAUCUGACUUGAUUUCAUUAAAACAAGUUAAUUAUUGACAUUGUUUUUACUGACUGCUAUUUAAAUGCCUGUGGUAAAAAUAUAAUUGUUUUGGCCUAUUAAAUCCCAAUCCCAAAAUAUAUUGUAUUUCAUAGUGGGAUUAAAUUAUUUUAUUGUACUUUUGUCAACACAAUUCUGUCAAAGUGGAUGAAAUGCAAAAAAUAAAUAAAUGAAUUGAAUAAAA